Paramuricea clavata is the source of this 312-nucleotide messenger RNA. The record is from the annotation of a GenBank genome assembly. NCBI's taxonomy places the organism in Eukaryota, Metazoa, Cnidaria, Anthozoa, Malacalcyonacea, Plexauridae.
GUAUUUGCUUCCCACCGUCCUGCCGAAAUGAAACAACCAGAUUCACCGUUCUUCCCAGCGAUAAACUGGCGUCGUAAACCAGAAUUGGAAGGGCCGCUCGGAAAAAACGAGAUUGGAAAAUUCAUCUUCAAAGCUGCGAAUUUUCCCGUGAAGAUAUCGAAUCACUCCUUUCGAAAGACUUUUAUUUUAUGGAUGGAUGCUGAAGUGCCAGAAAAUUACGUUGCCCAACUAAGCGCCCAUAAAAACCUUACAAGUCUGCAUAACUACAACUUUGCAACAGCGAGUCACCAACGAAAAACGUCAUUUGCGUAA